AUGUCAUCACCUUGGACAUCAAACAAUGGAAAAUCAUUAAUUACAUCAAUGAUUAAAAAUGAACAUACAAAUGAUGAUGAACAUAGUAAUCUUUCGAAUAAUAGUAAUACAACAUCAUCAUCAACAACAACAACACAAAUUAAUCAAUCAUCAACAAAUAAUCAACAACAAAUAUCUAUAAAUGAACCAAUCUAUUCGGUACCAACAACAUUAAAAAAUUUAAAUAUUAUUACUUCGAAUAAUUUACAACAAGAACAAUAUUCAUCGACAAAUGAUACAUCUCCAUUUGUUGGUCAAUUUAUCAGAUCCGAUCUUCAAUCAUAUACAGAUCCAAUAGUUUAUUAUGGUGAUGGUAUGAUUGAUCCACUUCAACAAAACUAUCCGCAUUUACAACAAGUUCUUUAUUCUCCAUCAAUAUCAAGUAUUCAUCAUCCACAAGAAUUAUCUUAUGACGAUACAACUAGAACACGAACAAUUGUUUAUGAUAAUGGUACAAUUCAAACAUGGCCAUCAAAUGAAACUCAACAUUAUUUAACAUAUCCUUCAGCAGCAUUAUCGAAUAUGAAUGAAUUAACACAUCUUCAUCAACAUCAAAAUGAUCAAAUACAUUUAUGGCCAGAUCCUACAAAUGGUGGACCAUUUUAUCAAUAUCCUAAUGGUCCUUGUUUUGAUACAUCUGAUGCACGUGAAUGUGUUAAUUGUGGAGCUGGAUCAACAUCAUUAUGGCGACAUGAUGUUACAGGUCAUUAUUUAUGUAAUAAUUGUUAUUUAUGUCAUAGAGUAGAGAGUCCAAAUGGAUCAUUACAACGAUCAACUCGACAUAUAGAAGAUGAUGAUCAACAUCGAUCAUCUGCUAUAGAUAAUUCUUUUUCACUUCCUCUUUCACAAUCAUCAACAAAAGUCUUAACUUCAUUAGCACUUGGAAAUUCUGAUAGAUCUUGUGCAACAAUUAAAACUAACGAUUCAAAUAAGCCAAUUUCUGCAACGAACAAUAAACAAAAUAUAUCAAAUUCAAGACGAACAGGUCUUCAAUGUGCUAAUUGUCAAACACAAACUACAACUUUAUGGAGACGAAAUAAUGAAGGUGAUCCUGUUUGUAAUGCAUGCGGUUUAUAUUUUAAACUUCAUCAUGUUGCACGUCCAAUGAAUAUGGUUAAAGAAGGUAUACAAACACGUCGUCGUAAACCAAAAAAUAAUAAUGGAAAUUUAACAGUAAAAUCCAGGCCAACUAAACAUACAAUUUUAACUGCACCAGUUAAAGAAGCUAAAGAAUGUACAUCUCAAACAAAUCUUAAUCAUGGUUUAAAAACAACACAAGAAGAAUAUAUGACACGACAAGGAAAUUAUCAAUAUAAUGAAUUAUAUCCACAACAUUUGCAUUUACUUCAUAAUACAUAUCCACCAUCAUUUGAACAACAUCAACGUUAUCUUUCUCAACAACAAAUAGAUAUGGCAACAAAUGGUUUUGUUGAUACUGAAUCAUGUUCAAGAAAAAUUGUAUCAUCACCUAUUUUAUCUACAAAUUCAUCAACAAUAAAUAAUAUGACUAAUAAUGAAGUACAACAUGUAAAUGUCAAUGCGACUCCUAAUAAUAAUCAAUCGUGA
Molecule: messenger RNA, 1605 nt
Organism: Rotaria sp. Silwood1
Lineage: Eukaryota; Metazoa; Rotifera; Eurotatoria; Philodinida; Philodinidae
Source: the annotation of a GenBank genome assembly